AUGAAAACAAAAACAAGAAUACAUUGUUUCUUUCUGCUCCUUUUAAGCACCAUAGUUUCAGCAGACUCUGAAAUAUGUAACAGUGCAAUACCAUUCAGUCGAUGUUCAAGUAAUAAUGCGUGUGGUUGUUUUCCAAUGCUUAUACCAUGUGGAUCAUUACAAGAAUGUUCUGUUCCAGAUCAUAUCUGUGUUCACCAUUCUCGAUGUAAUAAUCAUCCUAUUUGUUAUCCACUCUCUUUGAUGAGUGAAGACAUCUGUCCACCUCAAUCAAAUAAUACAACAACGAUGACAACUACCACGGCAGUGGAAGUGACAACAAGAAAAAUGAAAUGGAACAGAUGGAAACAAAAUGCGAUAACUGUUGCUGGAGGAUAUGAAGAGGGUAACGAAUUAUACCAACUCAGAGAUCCCCAUGCAAUAGUUGUGGAUAAAGAUAAAAAUAUUUAUAUUACUGAUCGUUUGAAUCAUCGUGUUAUGAAAUGGAAAUUAAAUGAAGUUUACGGAGAAAUUGUUGCAGGUGGGAAUGGAAAUGGAACAAGAUUGGAUCAAUUGAAUAGUCCAACAGGUAUUGUUUGGGAUGAAGAAAAUAAUUCAUUGAUCAUUGCUGAUUAUGAAAACAGACGAGUAGUUCGAUGGUUCAUGAAUGAAAAUCGACAAGAAAUUAUCAUUAAUAAUAUUCACUGUGAUGGUUUAGCAUUGGAUAAAUAUGGAUUUCUUUAUGUUUCUAUUUGGGACAAAGGUGAAGUAAGAAGAUGGAGAAUUGGAGAAGAGAAAGGAACAGAAGGAAAAUUAGUUGCUGGUGGAAAUGGUUGGGGAAAUGAGCUUAAUCAAUUGUAUCGUCCUACUUUUAUCUUUGUUGAUGAUGAACAAACAGUUUAUGUUACAGAUUGUUACAAUCAUCGUGUAAUGAAAUGGAAGAAAAAUGCCAAAGAAGGAGUUAUUGUUGCUGGUGAAAAUGUUGGAGGAUGGGAACUGAAUCAAUUGUAUGGUCCUGAAGGAUUAUUUGUUGGUGAAUCUGGUGAAAUCUAUGUGAUGGAUCGUCACAAUGGUCGAGUAAUGCAUUGGAAUGAAGGAGCAAAAGAAGGUGAACUUAUUGUCGGUGGGAAUAAAUGGGAAUAUUCAAGCAUAUUGGAUUAUCCCCAUGGUUUAACAUUUGAUAUUGAAGGAAAUCUUUAUGUUAGUGAUACUGCCAAUCAUCGAAUCCAAAAAUUUGAUUUACUUUUCUAA
Adineta ricciae is the source of this 1227-nucleotide messenger RNA. Lineage: Eukaryota; Metazoa; Rotifera; Eurotatoria; Adinetida; Adinetidae. The record is from the annotation of a GenBank genome assembly.